Gracilinanus agilis (Agile Gracile Mouse Opossum) is the source of this 384-nucleotide messenger RNA. RefSeq names its product keratin-associated protein 19-3-like. The record is from RefSeq and is a predicted model, not a curated record. The transcript is spliced from 2 exons. Lineage: Eukaryota; Metazoa; Chordata; Mammalia; Didelphimorphia; Didelphidae. Bases 1 to 384 code for a protein of 127 amino acids.
AUGAGCUACUACGGAGGAUACUAUGGAGGCCUGGGCUAUGGCUAUGGCUCUGGUUAUGGCUGUGGAUGUGGCUGCUGUCCUGGCCUAGGCUAUGGCUUUGGAGGCUGUGGCUAUGGAGGCCUGGGCUAUGGAGGCUAUGGCUAUGGUAGCUGUGGCUAUGGCUGCUACCGCCCCUUCUGCUGUAGAAGCUACUAUGGGGGCCUGGGCUAUGGCUAUGGCUCUGGUUAUGGCUGUGGAUGUGGCUGCUUCCGUGGCUUAGGCUAUGGCUUUGGUAGCUGUGGCUGUGGAGGCCUGGGCUAUGGUGGCUAUGGCUAUCGAGGCUAUGGUUAUGGCUGCUGCCGCCCAUCUUGUUGUGGAAGAUAUUAUUCCUGUGGCUACUACUGA